Colletotrichum acutatum is the source of this 321-nucleotide messenger RNA. RefSeq lists its product as uncharacterized. The coding region runs from base 1 to 321 and encodes 106 amino acids. NCBI's taxonomy places the organism in Eukaryota, Fungi, Ascomycota, Sordariomycetes, Glomerellales, Glomerellaceae. The record is from RefSeq and is a predicted model, not a curated record. The transcript is spliced from 2 exons.
AUGAAGACCAAACGAGCCAACACCGCUCAAGGCCCCUCGGAAAUCCUCUCCGACGCACCAGCAAUCACCCGCCAGGAACGCAUCGUCAUCACCCGCCUCCUCGGCGGCCGCCCGUCCUUCCACGUCAAUCCGCUCACAGAGAAAGAGAUGGCAGUCCUGAAGACCGUCGUCCCGCGCCUCAUCAAGGCGUCCAAGGACCCGCUGAUGCCGGACGCCGACAGCUUCUUUGACCGCAACUUUGAGACGCACUUCUUCAUCUUUGACGACGCGCUCCGGGUCGUCAUGCAGUUGAAGGCGUGCAACGUAACCUACUCGCAAUAA